Molecule: messenger RNA, 1106 nt
Organism: Megalobrama amblycephala (Wuchang bream)
Lineage: Eukaryota; Metazoa; Chordata; Actinopteri; Cypriniformes; Xenocyprididae
Gene: gabarapb
Product: GABA(A) receptor-associated protein b
Exons: 4
Coding region: 113-466 (117 amino acids)
Biological process (GO): autophagy of mitochondrion; autophagosome assembly; cellular response to nitrogen starvation
Cellular component (GO): autophagosome; cytosol; autophagosome membrane
Molecular function (GO): ubiquitin protein ligase binding; GABA receptor binding
Source: RefSeq, a predicted model, not a curated record
GUGUGUCCGUAUCAAUGCGCGGAGGGAAAGCACAGCAGCUGUGUGUGAGAGAAGCCUUGGUCACAUUUCUGACACCUCUGUCUGUUUCUAAGACAAAUUUCCUUUAACAACCAUGAAGUUUCAAUACAAAGAAGAGCAUCCUUUUGAGAAGAGGCGAUCAGAGGGAGAGAAAAUCAGGAAGAAAUAUCCAGACAGGGUUCCUGUAAUUGUGGAAAAAGCUCCUAAAGCCAGAAUAGGUGACCUAGACAAGAAGAAAUACCUGGUCCCCUCUGACCUGACGGUGGGCCAGUUUUACUUUCUCAUCCGAAAACGAAUCCACCUGAGAGCCGAGGAUGCUCUCUUCUUCUUCGUAAACAACGUCAUUCCGCCUACCUCUGCCACCAUGGGCCAGUUGUACCAGGAACAUCACGAAGAAGAUUUCUUCCUUUACAUCGCCUACAGUGACGAGAGCGUGUAUGGAGAAUAGAGCCAAAGGGAAAUGACCCUCACCCUCCUCUCUUUCUUCCUUUUAAAACAAUAUAUAGACGUCAUGCUGGCAGCCUAGAGCUCUCAGAACUGAAGUAUCAGAUGCACUUUUGCUUAAAUUUGAUCAUAUCUCCUUUCAUGUUUUUAUCCUUUGGUUUGACAUUCAUUUCUGAUGUUUAUUAAGAAUUAACUAAGCAGUUUUUCAUUAUUCCUACAAAAUUGUGUCUUACAAAACGGUCAGGCACUUGCUCUAAUACAAUGGAAAUGCCACUGAUACUGUUAUAUUUUGAAUUGAUUUCAGCUUUUGUUUCCUAGUCAUGCUCAUUUCAGAUAUUUCUGACCAUAAACGAAUGUUUGCUCUUUCUAGAUGGUUUCUAACUAGCAUGUGCAGUCCAGCACUCGCUGGUCAGUCAGUUGAAAAUUCGGACUGAAGUGUAUUCUGUUAUCAGCUAAAUCUAAUAUGCUGUUGUUACUUUGAUUUACUUUUAUUAUUGUACCUAAAAAUGUAGAUGGGUAGAUUUAUUUUAAGUUGUAAAUCUAAAGUGCAAGUUUUAUUUGCAAUUUUUUUUUUUUUUAUCUUGGUAUUCAGUUGUAUUUCUGGUACCCUUGACGAUGACCAUAUAAACCAAACGCACGCAAAA